This is a messenger RNA of Cynocephalus volans (Philippine flying lemur), 822 nucleotides long. RefSeq names its product NK2 homeobox 2 (gene NKX2-2). Gene Ontology annotation, cellular component: nucleus. Gene Ontology annotation, biological process: regulation of transcription by RNA polymerase II; cell differentiation. The coding region runs from base 1 to 822 and encodes 273 amino acids. The transcript is spliced from 2 exons. The record is from RefSeq and is a predicted model, not a curated record. Gene Ontology annotation, molecular function: RNA polymerase II cis-regulatory region sequence-specific DNA binding; DNA-binding transcription factor activity, RNA polymerase II-specific. NCBI's taxonomy places the organism in Eukaryota, Metazoa, Chordata, Mammalia, Dermoptera, Cynocephalidae.
AUGUCGCUGACCAACACAAAGACAGGGUUUUCGGUCAAGGACAUCUUGGACCUGCCGGACACCAACGACGAGGAGGGCUCGGUGGCCGACGGGCCCGAGGAGGAGAACGAGGCACCCGAGCCCGCCAAGAGGGCCGGGCCGCUGGGGCAGGGCGCCCUGGACGCGGUGCAGAGCCUGCCCCUGAAGAACCCCUUCUACGACAGCAGCGACAACCCGUACACGCGGUGGCUGGCCAGCACCGAGGGCCUCCAGUACUCCCUGCACGGGCUGGCGGCCGGCGCGCCCCCCCAGGACUCAAGCUCCAAGUCCCCAGAACCCUCGGCCGACGAGUCACCGGACAAUGACAAGGAGACCCCGGGUGGCGGGGGGGACGCAGGCAAGAAGCGGAAGCGCCGCGUGCUCUUCUCCAAGGCGCAGACCUACGAGCUGGAGCGGCGCUUCCGGCAGCAGCGGUACCUGUCGGCGCCCGAGCGCGAGCACCUGGCCAGCCUGAUCCGCCUCACGCCCACGCAGGUCAAGAUCUGGUUCCAGAACCACCGCUACAAGAUGAAGCGCGCCCGGGCCGAGAAAGGUAUGGAGGUGACGCCCUUGCCCUCGCCGCGCCGGGUGGCCGUGCCCGUCUUGGUCAGGGAUGGCAAACCGUGCCACGCGCUCAAAGCCCAGGACCUGGCAGCCGCCACCUUCCAGGCGGGCAUCCCCUUUUCGGCCUACAGCGCACAGUCGCUGCAGCACAUGCAGUACAACGCCCAGUACAGCUCUGCCGGCGCCCCUCAGUACCCGACAGCACACCCCCUGGUGCAGGCCCAGCAGUGGACUUGGUGA